This is a messenger RNA of Apiotrichum porosum, 1512 nucleotides long. RefSeq lists its product as uncharacterized. The coding region runs from base 1 to 1512 and encodes 503 amino acids. Lineage: Eukaryota; Fungi; Basidiomycota; Tremellomycetes; Trichosporonales; Trichosporonaceae. Gene Ontology annotation, cellular component: cytoplasm. The transcript has 6 exons. The record is from RefSeq and is a predicted model, not a curated record. Gene Ontology annotation, molecular function: oxidoreductase activity.
AUGCCGGCGUUUCCUCAGCCAUUCACCUCAACCGUGUCCCACUGGCAAGCUACCAACCGGGGUCCCACGUCUCUAUGGAACCAUGGCCGCGACGACCCCCUCCCAGAGACUGCCGACUACGUUAUUAUCGGGGCUGGAAUCACAGGCGCCUCACUUGCCUAUCAGCUUACCCGCCCCGGCGCGGCCGGCGAGGGCAAGACGGUCGUGGUGCUCGAGGCCAAGGACGUUGCCUCCUGCGCAUCAGGACGCAAUGGCGGUCACAUUGCGCCUCGUUCGUGGGACCUGAUGGGCUCACUGACUGCCCCGCUGUGGGAGGGCCCAGGUGGGAACGAGGUGAGAGGCUCCGGUCUCACCCCAGAGGAGGCACUCGACGUCUACUUCUUCGAGCUGGACAACCUCGACUUGGUGGAAGACAUUGUUAAGACGGAGAAGCUCGACGUCGACUUUUGGAAAGGAAGCCGCCUAGAAGUCUUUUCCACCACUGCCGGCGCUGACAAGACACGCGAGAACCUCGUGGCGUUCAAGAAGGCCCACGCCGCGAGUGCCAAGCAUCGAUCGCGUCCAGCUCAGUGGGAGCAUGUCGAUGAUGCCACCGAGGCGAAGAAUGUGUCUCGUGUUACCGACGCAAUAGCCCUGAACAAGGGACCGGGUGGCAGCUGGCAUCCACACCGCGGCACGAUGGCGUUGCUCCGGCUGGCCCUCGAAUCUCCGUGUUCGGACUUUCGCCUGCUGUCUUGGACACCGGUAAUGAGCCUCGAGCAAGUCGACGGCAGCGGCUGGAGUGUCGACUGCGGGACGCGUGGGCAGAUCAAAGCCCCCAGGGUGGUCCUCUGCACGAAUGCCUACACCCGCCACCUGUUCCAAGACGAUCUCGCAGCAGGACAGGGUGUGCCAGCUCACCUUGUCCCCUAUCGUGGUCACGCAGGACUAGUUGUGCCUCCCACCACGUUUGCGGGCCGCAACAGUCUGGGCACCACGUAUGGCUUUGAGAAUGGCGCCUACCUGAUAAGUACUGUGCACUCGGGCCUCGUGCUCGGGCCGUACUGGCAGGCCGUCCUUGACACUGGGCUGGGCACCAUGAGCGAUAUCUUCUUUCUUGAGGACGACUCGGUCGUUGUUCCAAAGUUCCGCGAGUGGAUUGAAACGUUUUGCAAGGACCGAUACAGAGGAUGGGGCCCUGAGAAUCGAUCCGAGGGCCCGGUGCACGCUUGGACCGGCAUUAUGGGUGUCUCUGUCGACCUGCUGCCGCUGGUGGGUCCUGUCCCAGGCAAGCCUGGACUCUUGGCAGCCGUGGGGUACAGUGGGCAUGGCAUGGCCAUGGUUGUCAACAUCACGCGUUGCCUCGCCGCCAUGCUCAGGAACGAGGCCGACGACCGGUCUGCUGCUGUUGUCUGGGACCCUCGACUCCCACGCAGCUUUGAAAUCACAGAGAAGCGCCUGAAACGCGCGCCACAUUUGGCGAAAGCGUUCAGCGAUCCAGUCGGGCCAGUCCAGACAACGUCCCGGUCAUGA